AUCCUGUGCUUUGUUUUUUUUUUUUUUUUUUUUUUUUUGGCCGUCGUCGGUGGUGGUAUUCCUCGUCUCCUGUGUGAUGGCAGAAGGAAGAAAGAGGGGAAAUGAAUAUUAUGGAUAGGUAGCGCGUGUGCAUGGAUGUUGACGAUCAUCAUCAUCAUCGAACAUGGCGUUGUUGAAACUGUAUUGCAUUGCGACCUCGUUGCGCCGCAUCAUCCUUGGUGGUGCAAUGUAGCCAUGGCGAUUUGCUCUUGCAAGCUGAGGGCAGAUUGUGUAGUGCGUCACUUUUCCGAUUUGAAGCGAGGGCAUGGCUACAGGAGCUGACAUCAUUGAGUGAAGCAAAUGGAGUCGAGCGUAAUGGUGUGAUCUUGAGUGUGGUGUUAUUAUGGACAAGUAAGGAGCAGGUGGUUCGUCUGCGUCAGUGAAAUUUUAUGCAGAGAUAUAAAUAAGUGUUUACAGGGAAGGCAUACCAGAUGACAAGUUAAGGUUUCGGGUAUACCGGACGGGGCGUAGCUCGUGAGCCAUUUGGGUCCUCAUACCAUUGGAAUAACAAUGGCGGACACCAUCGGUAUUAUUUUAAAAUACUUGCACCAGCAUCACUUUACAAGGGCAGAGGAAGUCCUGAGGGAGGAGGUCAGCCUCCGGCAGCAGUCCAAUGGUCCAGACCUUGUACCGUUGAACGAUGACCUGGACCUAGAAGUGGCCAUGUGCCUUAAAUCGGUGCAAGAGAAAACUACACAGAAACAUGCGGAAUUGAAAGCUGUGCCUAACAAACCAGCGCAAGACAAGUUGGUGACAGACGUAAAACCGUCUGCAGCGUUGAGGCUAGCAGCCAAGGAGGAGCCCCAUGGUCAUGUGGAACCACUUUGGUCAUCGAUGAAGGCGGAGGUUUCCGAACCACUGUUUAUGGAAUUUGAGGUGAAGGAUUUUGAACGAUCUACAAAGCUGCACUCUACACUUGAUGUUGGUAGCUCGCCUUCACAAGUUUCUCUCUCUCCCAUCUCCCAGAAGAAGAUGAUUGAGAGAAGGAAGUCUCCGGGUAGAAUAGGAGGCUUGAGUGUCCUUCAGACUGAGGCAGAAAUGGGGGCCAUUUCUUCCAUCGAGAAGGUGACGCCUGAUCUAAAGGAGGCGGAAGCAAGUAACGCAAGCCCAGGGAAUGUUGCUUCUGAUUCUUGCAUUGGGGGAGUGUUUACUCCAACGAGUCAGAGGAAAGAGUUAUUACCAGGUCAUGAAGCAGACCCCCCACAAGCGCACUUCGAAGCAACACGAGGAAAAGUAGAUGCACUGAAACAGAGGUGGGAGCCCAAGGCUGCUGAUAAGCCCGCUCUUGAACGAGAGAAGAGCUUUCGAGCUGUUGUGGCAAUGGCAAAGAAAGUGGAAAGUCAAUCAGAUAAAUGGACUGAGAGUAAUGGACAAUCCACAGAUGUCCAAGAUUCUGCGACUUUUCUUCCAGAGGCUACAAUUGAGGUGCAGCUGGCACCUAGGAAUGAGAUUAAAGCUAAUGCAACACUUCCUACUGAUUCGAAAUCAGAAGAUGUUAGCGCUGGAAGUUUGAACUUCACCGUGCCUAAAAGUCCAGAGUGGGCAGAAGUUCCUAUCAAGACUAUCCCACUCAUCAAGACAAGUGUGUCGCUUGCAGCGGAUUCGAAGAAGAGUUUUGAGGAGGGGGGAAAGGAAACUAUUUCUAUUAACCCUCCACACUUAUAUCCUGAGCGGCUUCAAACGGGCACAAAGCAGGAGCUCGUACCUCAAGCUUUCGGUAAACAAGACACUGGUUCGCAAUAUGCAGCUGUUUCUUCAGAUGAAUUGAAAACGUCUUAUACAAUAGAGCAGUCAACAGUAGAAGGGCCGAGCUCCACAAUAGUAGAAAGGAAAUUAACUUGUGUAGCUCCUAGAUCAGUUCAGGAGGGUCUUCCUAAACUUGCACCUGUUCGGUUGCGUUCAAUUGAUGCCAAGAGCCUUGAAGCAGUCCAAGAUGAGUAUGCUAGUGGGAUGAAGAAGAGUGUUGAAUCUUCGUCACCUGGUAAUGUUGCUGGGACUGCGAACGCUAUUCCCUUUGGACUAGGGUCGUAUCUUGACGUUCCUGUUGGUCAGGACGUCUCCUCAUCUGGGUCUCGGCGCAUACCUGCGUCUGCUCGGCCUUCAGUGAGCCAUGGCAUUGUAGAGGACCAGUCUGAGCUCCUGUCUGGGUUUGCAACAGCAGGAGAUGUGCAGAGUGAAUCUGCAGUGGAAUAUGCGGACGAGUGUUGGGACUCUGAUACUUACGAGGACGAUGACGAUCCUGGGUACCUUAGGCAGCCAAUAGAAGACGAGGAGUGGUUCUUGGCACAUGAAAUUGAUUAUCCAAGUGAUGAUGAGCGAGCUCGCCCUAACGAAGAAGCUGCACGUAGCUCUCGGCGUGAGAAGGAUUAUGAGAAGUACGAGAAGGACGAGGAAGAAGGUUGUUCUGUCCUCGAAGAAGAGCAGUCCUACUUUUCUGGGGAGGAGUCUCUUGCCUGUCUCAACAAGGCAGAGAGAGAAAAGGGAAAAACUCUAGUAGAAGUUAACGAGGUUCAGACAAGUGAGGUAUUUGGGCGCAUGGAUGGUGGAGAUACUGUUGGUAUUAAUCGCCAGAUUGCCGACGCUACGCGCAUCCUUGACCCAGACCAGUUCGACAGACAGCUAUUGGGCGCGGUUAAUGUUCCUUUGAUGGAUAGUGAUACAAGGUGGCGAAAUUUUGAUGCUUCCAAAGGAAUUCAGUCAGAAGAGGAGGGUGUCAAAAAACCUGACCACGGAAGAGCUGUUCUAAAUAAUCAUGUCUUUGUAGUGGAGGAUGACAGAAUGGGUUCAGUGCGGUUUGGUGGUGUGGGCGUGAGCAGUGAUGUUGCAGAUUUUGGCAGUGAAAGGCGUCAGAGUGUACCAGGGGAAAGCGGUGAAGGGGAUUUAGAUAUAGGAGAGAUCGGUGAUCGCAGCAUGGGGCAAACCAGGUUAUCACCUCAACUAAGGAAUAGCGCCAGAGGAAAAGCACAUGAAUCUGAGAGUAAUCGGAAGCAGGACGAAGAAGAGGAGGAAGAAGACUUGAUCCUUAAAUAUUACAACAAUCCGUGGGCGAGUCACAAGCGUCGUGGAGUCGAGCGGGAGGUCUCGACUUUGGAUAUCCUACAUCUACCGAACUCAGAAAAGGAGAAUUCCACUAUGGAGAAGGUUAGUAACGUUGGUGAGGGUCGUCGGCACAAGGAGUCCGAGACAGCUGGUACCACAGGGUUCGGUGGAUUUUCAUUUCCAUCUCCCUCCACAAGUGGAGGAGACAUCGGAGCUGUAUCUAGAGUAGACUCAGGGAAGUCAUUGUGGUCUGUUAGAGACAUCACUGGUCAGAUGCUUGGUGAAGAAGCAGAUUAUGGGAAUGGCGUGUCGGAGCCGGAUGAUCCUUUAGCUUCUUGGAGGCGCAAGAGCAAUGAAUCCUCGCCCAUGCUGAGUCCCCGUAAUGAUGGCCAUCGAGAUCUGUCCGUGCGGUCCACUGGAUCUGCGAGCUCGACGGCUGGGUAUGGCAGUACAGUUGCCAAGGAUGAGAAUGCAGGAGAAGGUGAUGACGAAGUAGAGCAGGACGUAGAGGAAGAAGAUACGUUGGAGGUGCACCAGAAAAUUAGGGAUACUGAGGCUGUAGCAGCCGAAGACGAAGAAGCCGCAGCAGUGCAAGAGCAAAUUCGGAGAAUAAGAGCAGAAGAAGAGGAGUUCGAGACAUUCGAUUUGAAGAUCAUCCAUCGAAAGAACAGGACUGGGUUUGAGGAAGACAAAGACUUUCCAGUUGUGAUUAAUGCAGUUGUUGCUGGUCGCUAUCAUGUGACGGAGUAUCUAGGCUCUGCUGCAUUCAGCACAGCUAUUCAGGCUCACGACCUGCUCACAGGAAUGGAUGUGUGUAUGAAGAUUAUCAAGAAUAAUAAAGACUUCUUCGAUCAGAGUCUUGAUGAAAUCAAGCUUCUCAAGUACAUCAACAAGCACGACCCUGGUGACAAGCACCACCUCUUGCGGCUGUACGAUUAUUUUUACCACCGGGAGCAUUUGUUCAUCGUUUGUGAGUUACUUCGAGCCAACCUGUACGAAUUCCACAAGUACAACAGAGAAUCGGGUGGCGAGGUUUAUUUUACAAUGCCCCGUCUUCAGUCCAUCGCCCGGCAGUGUUUGGAGGCACUGGAGUUCAUUCAUAGUUUGGGGCUGAUUCACUGCGAUUUGAAACCGGAAAAUAUUCUGGUGAAAAGUUACAGUCGGUGUGAGAUCAAAGUGAUCGACUUGGGAAGCAGUUGUUUCCAGACAGAUCAUCUGUGCCCUUAUGUGCAAUCUCGCUCGUAUCGAGCCCCUGAAGUUAUUCUUGGUCUUCCUUAUGAUCACAAGAUCGACAUGUGGUCUCUUGGUUGCAUUCUUGCAGAACUAUGUUCAGGAAAUGUACUUUUCCAAAAUGAUUCCCUGGCGACGCUAUUAGCUCGUGUGGUCGGAAUACUAGGUCCAAUAGAACCUGAGCUUUUAUCCAAGGGACGAGACACUCACAAGUUCUUCACCAAGAACCACACGCUUUAUGAACGGAAUCAGGAUUCUGACCAACUCGAGUACCUGCUGCCGAAGAAGACGUCUCUAGCCCAUCGUCUACCCAUGGGUGACCAAGGCUUUGUGGAGUUUGUUGGCUACCUUCUCAAUAUCAACCCUCUUCUGCGACCAAAUGCCAGUGAGGCCCUGAAGCAUCCGUGGUUGUUAUUUCCUUACGAACCAAUUUCUUCAUAAUUGGAACCACACUGAUUCUUUUUCUGUCCACUUCGAGAAAUUCUCCAACCAUCAUGGUUAUUAACUUUCUCCUGUAGCAUAUGAUCUGAAGAGCUAGCCGUGAAAUUUAUUGGUGGUAGUGUGUCCUUCCCAAGGACCAUUGAAAUCAGUGGAUCCAUCAAUCAGUCUAUAUCCGGGUGAUGAUUGUUACUCUGAAAGGUCUGUGUUUGGUCUGCAGCAGUCUCACCGAGGUUCAAAGAAUCUCGUAUUCCUCCACAAGCUUAUCCUCUCUAGAUCUGGGUAUUCAAACUUGGGUGAUAUCAACUUGUGGAAAAUUGGGUAGGGUAGGUAGAAGCAUGAACAUUCGGCGUCGGAUCACAACAGUCAAUGUAAUGCUCAGGCUGCUCCGGAUUCCUGUAGUUCAGACUCAAAGAUGGGGAUCAUACUAUCAAUGUACAGUUUAGCAGUACGUCCCAAGGUUCAUCGACAAGCAGCAGCAGGUCUUUAGAGGCGUUUGCCGUAGGCAGGAGUGGCCUUUUGACAAUUGCCGAUCAUGUACUUUACCAUUUUUCUCAGUUUGAGUCUUUUUUUUUUUUUUUU
This is a messenger RNA of Physcomitrium patens, 5328 nucleotides long. RefSeq lists its product as uncharacterized. Gene Ontology annotation, biological process: peptidyl-serine phosphorylation; peptidyl-threonine phosphorylation. Lineage: Eukaryota; Viridiplantae; Streptophyta; Bryopsida; Funariales; Funariaceae. Gene Ontology annotation, molecular function: protein serine/threonine kinase activity; ATP binding. The record is from RefSeq and is a predicted model, not a curated record.